Molecule: messenger RNA, 1862 nt
Organism: Papilio machaon (common yellow swallowtail)
Lineage: Eukaryota; Metazoa; Arthropoda; Insecta; Lepidoptera; Papilionidae
Gene: gb
Product: Y+L amino acid transporter 2
Exons: 10
Coding region: 170-1576 (468 amino acids)
Biological process (GO): amino acid transmembrane transport
Cellular component (GO): membrane
Molecular function (GO): L-amino acid transmembrane transporter activity
Source: RefSeq, a predicted model, not a curated record
UUUGAUUAAUGCUACUGUCAAUCUUAAUUUAAAUCUAUAAUUAAAAAUGUGAAAGGUCAAUUACUCUUGAGUCAAUGUAGGUUAACUUCAUCUAUUACACGUUCAAGUACCAUAGAAGUUUCGCUAACCAUUAUUAUUCGUGCUUUCGUGGUGAGAUAAUAUAAAGAAAAUGAGUGAGGAAAGAGUUAAAAUGCGAAAGCAAUUGGGAUUGCUGGAAGGUGUCGCUAUUAUAUUAGGUAUAAUUUUCGGUAGUGGUAUUUUCAUUUCACCUAAGGAAGUUUUAGAAAAAACCGGGUCAGUGUGGGGAGCAUUAACCGUAUGGGGAGUAUGCGGGAUUUUGGCAACUUUAGGCGCCAUGUCAUAUGCAGAAUUAGGCACUACUCUGGCGCAAAGUGGUGGAGAUUACCAUUAUAUAAAUGAAGCAUUUGGACCAUUGCCUGCUUUUCUUUACCUGUGGGAUGCAAACCUCAUAUUUGUGCCCAGUACAAAUGCUAUAAUGGCAUUAACAUUUGCUAACAAUAUAUUGGAGCCAAUUUUUCCAAACUGCUCAAUUGAUCCUUGGAGUAAAAAACUGAUAGCUGCAGUUACCAUUUGUUUUCUAACAUUCAUUAAUGCAUAUGAUGUAAAGUUUACAACUCGCGUCCAAAACAUUUUCAUGUUUACAAAGAUCUCAGCGCUUAUUGUCAUUAUCAUCGGAGGAAUUGUAUGGAUGGCUCAAGGUAAAGUAGAACAUUUUCAAGAUGGUUGGGCUGGAACAAAGACAUCUGUCAGUGAUUGGUCGGUAGCAUUUUACUCUGGGAUAUUUUCUUAUUCAGGAUGGAACUAUUUGAAUUUCAUGACUGAAGAAUUACGAGAACCAUUUGUGAACCUACCUCGGGCUAUCUAUAUCUCACUACCUAUGGUUACGGGUAUCUAUCUUCUUGCUAAUUUAUCUUACCUAGCAGUUCUGGGACCAGUUGGAGUCAGAGCUACUGAUGCUAUUGCUGUUGACUUUGCGAUCGCGUCACUGGGGUGGCUGCGGUGGUGCAUGCCAGCACUGGUGGCGAUAGCGGUACUCGGCGGGCUCUCGGUGCACGUGAUGACGUCAUCGCGCAUGUGCUUCGCCGGCGCCCGCAACGGACACAUGCCAGAACUGCUUGCCCACAUCAAUGUGGCUUGCAUGUCACCCCUGCCUUCUCUCGUCUUUUUGAUGCUGAUAUCUCUCAUCAUGCUGAUCCCUGACAGCCUGACAUCUUUGAUAACAUACUGCACGGUUGUUGAGUCGUUCUUUACCACGCUCAGCUGCAGCGCAGUACUCUGGCUGCGCUACAAGAAGCCGCAUUUACCUAGACCUAUUAAGGUGGCGCUGUGGAUGCCGAGUGUGUUCGUUUGCGCAAGUGCGGCUCUGCUCGUAGUGCCGGCGUGGAGCGAACCGGCUGCGGUGGCGGCGGGCGCACUAAUCACACUCACUGGUGUGCCAGCCUACCUCUUGCUAGUGCGCCACCCACCACAACGUCUACAAACUAUAUCCACUAAAUUUACCCACACUUGUCAGAAAUUGUUCCUGUCGGCGGUAGAAGAUGAUAAAGAGGAAUAAAUAUGGCUACAUUAAAUGAAAAACUUAACACUGCCAUUAUCUCUUCGCUACUUCAUAAUUACAUCAUUUCAAUCCUCCACGCAUACUGUUCUAUUUAAUUCGUGUUAAUUAUAAUAGAAUAGUUCUUAUUUUUAUUGUUUAUGUGCUAAAUCCGACAUACGUUGCAAUGAAACUUGCGAGUCAAAAUAAAUUCAAAGUUCGUCUUUCAAAGUAAUACUCAGACAUUAGUGCGAGAAAAAUUAAUAUUAUAAUUGUUUUUUUUAGGGCACAAACUUUUUAUGGUUCA